Exophiala bonariae is the source of this 750-nucleotide messenger RNA. RefSeq lists its product as uncharacterized. Bases 1 to 750 code for a protein of 249 amino acids. The transcript has 2 exons. NCBI's taxonomy places the organism in Eukaryota, Fungi, Ascomycota, Eurotiomycetes, Chaetothyriales, Herpotrichiellaceae. Gene Ontology annotation, biological process: peptidyl-proline hydroxylation to 4-hydroxy-L-proline. Gene Ontology annotation, cellular component: endoplasmic reticulum. The record is from RefSeq and is a predicted model, not a curated record. Gene Ontology annotation, molecular function: iron ion binding; L-ascorbic acid binding; procollagen-proline 4-dioxygenase activity.
AUGAAGGCCUUCACAUUCCCAGCAGACUUUCUUGCAGGGCCAGGCCCAGAAGUCGAGGUUACACACGUUGACUUUAGCAAGACCGACUGCAUCGAGUACAAGAAUUCAUACGCCGUGAUCCUCGAUCAUGUACUCAGUCCGGAUGAAUGCGCACAACUCGUCACUCUUGCGGAGCAGUCUUCAGGCGGAGAGCCCGGGGAGGGCAAUUGGGAGCGCGCGCUGGUCAAUAUCGGGAUGAACCAGCAAAAACUCUUGACCGACAUCCGGAAUUGUGAUCGCAUCAUCUGGGAUGCGCAGGAAAUCGUGGAUCGAAUCUGGCAGCGAUGCAAGGACCAUGUGCCUGAGAUUGAGCACGUAAAGGGCCGACCAGAGAUUACCGGUUGGGGCCCGGUAAAGAGGAAGGAGGAUUAUGCAUUGACCCGAUUAAAUGAAAGAAUGAGAUUUCUUAAGUAUACUGGUGGCGAGUACUUCAACAUACAUUGUGAUGGUACAUACCUCACUCCGGACCAAAGUGAACGGUCGUUCUAUACUCUGCAUCUGUACCUAAAUGAACGAGACGCAGAGAACGAUCUAGUUGGGGGUGCAACGACAUUUCAUGGAAAUUCGGAACGGGAGUAUAACGUGUUUCCCAAAACUGGUCGAGUUUUAUUGUUCCAGCAGAGAUCAAUCUGGCAUUCGGGGCAGCAGGUUGAUGCUGGUGUGAAGUACACCAUGCGGACUGAUGUGAUGUUCAAACGUGUUGAAUCAUGA